This is a messenger RNA of Peronospora farinosa, 249 nucleotides long. The record is from the annotation of a GenBank genome assembly. Lineage: Eukaryota; Oomycota; Peronosporomycetes; Peronosporales; Peronosporaceae.
AUGGCGGAAGUCGUCGAUGCCGUGGUUCUCCUCGUUGUACCAGCAGUGCUGUGGGUCGUGGGCUCUGCGUGCAACAUGGUGGCGGACGGAAGUGCAGUGAACAAGGUUGCAGCAAGCAUGUGGCUUCCGGUGGAUUAUGUCGUACGCACGGAGGUGGACGGCGUUGUCAAGUUCCAAAUUGCACGAGUAGUGCCCAAAGCCGAGGUCUGUGCUACGUUCACGGAGGCGGAGGACGUUGCCAACGCGUAG